This is a messenger RNA of Fusarium pseudograminearum CS3096, 1143 nucleotides long. RefSeq lists its product as uncharacterized. Gene Ontology annotation, molecular function: zinc ion binding. Lineage: Eukaryota; Fungi; Ascomycota; Sordariomycetes; Hypocreales; Nectriaceae. The transcript is spliced from 2 exons. The coding region runs from base 1 to 1143 and encodes 380 amino acids. The record is from RefSeq and is a predicted model, not a curated record.
AUGCCUUCAACGCCCCGGUUCAAACGCCAGCGAGAUCCCCGGACACCAAAAUCACAAAAGAUGCGUCUACCAAAAGGCCGUUAUAGUGAUGGCAAUUGGUGGUGUAAUUGUGAGCCUCGUCAAAAGGCUACACUCCGUGAAGUCAAAAAGACAGGACCAAACAACGGGAAGCUCUAUUGGAAAUGCGAUGACUGCAAUUUCUUUAUCUGGAGAGACGAGGCUCAAAUGCGCGAGACCGGCUUGAGGACCCCCCGAAAAGGCGAUGAAUCUGCCAGGUCUGCACCUCCCACCAUGACCCAGCAGUCUCUUGUGACGUAUGGCUAUCAAGUCACUCCAAGCCGGCGCCAGAGUGACGAAGAUUCUGUUUAUAGCGCGGAAUCUGUUGAAGACUCCAGUCCCGACACCCCCAUGCCAAAGUCUGCUAGAAACCGAACCCAAGCUUCGAGUCCACCAAAGUCAUCUGCGGUGCCAUCAGUAAUUGUUGAAACUCCAAGUCGUGGACCGGCCAAGAGACGCCGUGGCAUCUUCGAAGAGGAUGAAGGAGAGUUCAGCGAUUUAGGGUCAGACGAGGAGCGUCAGAUGGCUGAUAUUGCGGACAAGAGCGCCGAGAAGGCUGCCCAGCAACGAUACACUACGCCCAGCGCUUCGCGCUCUACCGAUGCCAUUUCUGGAUUGCCAACUCCCUCUGUUUCACGCACCCUUUUCCCCACCAGCGAGUCUAAGAGACAAAAGCAGGUCUCGUUUGAUGAGACCCCCUCACGGCACACUGGUACCAUGUCAUCCGCUACCGUUUCUGCAAACACAACACCGUCGAAAACGCCAUCCAGACAGCAAGGGCUUACUCCAAGCAGCCCGUUUGAGACGGACUACGACGUGACGGACGAGGUCAUGGGCCUUUUGCGAGGUAAAAAGGUUGACUCAAAGACCCUAUCAUCUGUGCAGAACAUUCUGACCACUGCUGCACGCCGCACCAGGGGUAUCAUGCUGGGACGUGAUACCGCCCGGGCAAGUCUCAAGGCCAAAGAUGAAAAGAUUGCGACCCUACAAGAGCGAAUUGUGGAAUUAGAGAAUCGCGAAAAGAUGCACAGAAAACAGAUGACAGACAUCAAAGCCAAUUUGAUGAAAAUGUACGACGACAAUUGA